GGCCAGGCGGCAGCUGUCCGUAGCCGGAGCCCGCGGCGGGGGCGGCGGCAGCGGGUGCCAGCGGGGGGACGCGGCCAGACGCUCCAGAGAAGAACAAACUUCCUAGAGGAGUGAUCUUUCAAGGAAGAAGACAAGAAACAAGACUUCCUACAUUCCCCAGGUGUGCCAAAAUGUCAGAAAGAUCAGACAUUCUUCACUUCAAGUUUGACAAUUAUGGAGAUUCAAUGUUACAGAAAAUGAACAAGCUGAGGGAAGAAAACAAAUUUUGUGAUGUUGUGGUCCAUAUAGAUGAUGUUGAAGUUCACGGGCAUAAAAUUGUAUUUGCUGCUGGCUCUCCCUUUUUAAGAGAUCAGUUCUUAUUAAAUGACUCCAGAGAUGUAAAAAUCUCCAUACUGCAAAGUUCGGAAGUGGGGAGGCAGUUGCUUUUAUCCUGUUACAGUGGCAUUCUGGAGUUUCCCGAAAUGGAACUGGUAAACUACUUAACUGCUGCAAGCUUUCUGCAGAUGAGCCACAUCGUGGAACGCUGCACACAGGCGCUCUGGAAGUUCAUCAAACCGAAGCAGCCGUUGGAGAGCAAGGAAUGCGAACAGCAAAGCGACUCCUCCGAGCUGAAGGAACACCCAGAAGAUGAAGACUCUCUUCCACAAGAUUCACCUUGUAUCCAGCCCUCAGAAGACAGUAUGGACAUGGAGGACAGUGAUAUUCAGAUCAUCAAGGUGGAGUCCAUUGGGGAGGUAACGGAAGUUAGAAACAAGAAGGAUCAGAACCAGUUUAUUUCUUCUGAACAAACUGCUUUGCAUUCCUCAGAGCCUCAACACUUUCUAAUCAACUCCACCGUUGAAAACAGAGCAAGUGAAAUAGAGCAAAACCACCUCCACAACUAUGCCCUUUCGUAUGCCGGCAGCGAUAACAUCGUUCUGGCCUCUAAAGAUAUGUUUGGGCCUAACAACCGAGGUAUAGACAAAGGCCUCCAGUGGCACCAUCAGUGCCCAAAGUGCACAAGAGUAUUUCGGCAUCUGGAAAACUAUGCUAAUCACUUAAAGAUGCAUAAACUAUUCAUGUGUCUGCUCUGUGGCAAGACAUUCACUCAGAAAGGCAAUCUCCACCGGCACAUGAGGGUGCAUGCAGGCAUCAAACCGUUCCAAUGUAAGAUCUGUGGGAAAACCUUCUCUCAGAAAUGUUCCUUACAGGACCAUCUCAACCUGCACAGUGGGGAUAAGCCCCAUAAAUGUAACUACUGUGACAUGGUUUUUGCGCAUAAACCCGUUCUGAGGAAACAUCUUAAACAGCUACAUGGUAAAAAUAGCUUUGACAAUGCCAAUGAAAGAAACGUUCAAGACAUAACGGUGGACUUCGAUUCAUUCACGUGUAGCGCUGCUACAGACAGUAAGGUCUGUCAGCAAGCUGACGCAAGCCAGGUACUGGAUGCAGGGAAGCUGCCUCAGGCUGUGCUCGGUUUAAGAAAUGAUAGCACCUGCGUCAAUUAAGCAAUUAAAAGCAGCCCUUUGUGGGGAUCAUGACUGAGAGGAGCAAACAGUUGGCUUGGGCUCUUACCUAAACUAGUGGUUUGCUCUGAAAGGCUACGGAUAGAUGGAUGGAUGAAGGGUUGGAUUGCAGAAACUGGCAGGUCUUCAGCCAUCGUUCUUAGUCUUACUUGAUACCUUCUGUGAAUAACAAUCUUCCUUCAGGUUUCUGUCUGUGUCUCUACUGUGGAUUAAGGGGUUAAUUGUUUCAUUUCUCUCUGAUCAGGAGACUCAAGACUAACACCUUGUGAGAGACUGUUGCUGUGGGCUGCAAGUGAGCCAUCUGCUGUACAGUCAGAGGCUUCUCUGUGUCUGGGCAGAUGGAGGAAAGAGCAAAGAGGACAAGUCUGUGAGAUAACCCAGUUAUUAUUUUUUUAAAGCACUGGAUCACUGAGAAAGCACUCCACAUAGUGCUAAUUUGUUUUAAACUUACCUCUUAAAAUUAUCUUUCACCAAUCUUACCCCUAGACCUCUACAGUUGAAAUGAAGUAUUUUUACGUCACUUUUUUUUGCCCUUCCUACACUAUUUCAAGAAACUACUACUGCCAAUCAACACUAUCUUAAAAGCUCUCAGGGUUUUUAAUGUUGGCAUGCAUUUUGAAAAGGUAAAACCCUGAAGGAUUUGGCAGGGUUAGCUGAUGGUUGCAUAGGACUGUUUGAAAUAAGUUGCAGCUCUGAAAUCUGCGAGCGUGGCACCUGGGGUGCCGGUGUGACCAAUUUCACAGGCCAUCAUACCGAGGGUCGCUAAAGGGCACUUAUGUUGUAUGUACUGAGACAAGCUAAGCACUUCAAAACUAGAAGUUAUUAUCUAUCUUCCAUAAAUUUUGCUUCAAAUAACCACAACAGUUGCUACUUUCCUAAUAGGUUUUAGAGCAAAGUUGGAAUGGAGAAAUACUGCUUUUUGACACUGUGAAAAUACUCUGUUUUUUAAAAGCUGCAAUGUAUAGUAACUCCAUGCUUUUCCUUUUUUUUUCCUUAGUUCUUGUAUAUCUCUCCUUGAUAACUAGUAAGGGCCACGUGUCAGUUUAAAAAAAAAAAAAAAAAAAAGGAAGAAAAAAAAAGUACCUGCCACAGGAAUAUUAACAUGAAGUUUUUUUGAUUUCUUAGAUACUCAAAGAACACUUUUUUCUUUUUUAAGUGACCUACAUAGUUCAUGACCAUUAGUGUUUUACAGAGCCUACGAUGAGGUAUAGGUAGCACAAUUUCCAUAGUUUAGUGUAUUAGCAAUUGACUGUACUCAGCAAUACCUCUUGUAUACCGCCUUAAACAUCAAAUGUAGCGGGAAUGGCAUAUUAAUUGGGAUUCUAGGAUGAUACUGUAUUACUUCUCAAAAGUGCCGUGGAAUUAUCCACAUCCCAAUUGGGCUGAAAGAAACUAAUUUCUCAUCUGAAGGACACCAUUCCCAGUAGAAGAGCACUCAUUCUGUUGAAGUGUAGCAUAGACUAAUAAUCAAGUGGCAGAUCCUUGGUGGAGAACUGCUGUGUGUAUGUGGAAUAAGUAUUUCUUCCAAUGCAGCUCUUUUCCUCAAGGUUUGCCAUGAGGCUGAGAUAAUGCUUCCUACCUAAAAGUAGUACUGUCUGUGUGUCUGAAUGAGGGGUAGGGGUGGGGGGAGGCUGCUACUGUAUGGUUAAAAAUGCUAAACAGGUAUGACCAAAGGUGUGUUAGAGCAAAAAAUGUUUUGUACGUAAUUAUCAAAAGUUGGUCUUGAUCUUCAGAUACGUGUAUGUAGAAACCAGGAUUUCUUUAUGCAGACAUUUCACUGAUGGACAGUAGAAAGUGUUUAUCUUGCAGAACGUGUUCAGAAAUCCACAUACCUUCGAGUAGCAAAGCAAGGUGAUUCUGUGAAUCAGUUUUUGCAAUUGAGUUUUUAAACUACUGUACUUGACUGUUACAUUAACUAUUAUUACAUGGACAGCUAUGAAGUAAGCAAUGGAAAUGGAGUCAGGGCAUUACGUCUUUCAAGUUGUAGCAAAUAUAUUUAGGCCUAAAAAAUAACUAUUUGGGACUUUUAAGAAUUAUUGUUCAGGUUCCAGGGGCAAAAAAUGGGUAGGCGUGGGAAGAAAAGCUGUUUUCCUCUUCAGUAACCUGCUUCCAGAAUCAUUUUGAGCUAAAACAGACCAUGACAGUCGCAUCUGACCCUUGUAUUCUGACUUCAGGCAGAAUCCUCUGUGUUGCAACAUUUUUAUACCGUUACCUGCUACAUGGAAAUAAGUUACAGCUCUAAUGUCAAAAAGAAGAUAGAAAUGGAGAAUCAGAACUUGCAGGUCAACAUACUGUAAGGGUUUAGUGACAAAUCUAACAAUACAUGGAUACGGAUAUGAUAAAGAAAAUGGUCUUCUGCCAGAGAAAGGAAUAGAACUGCAAAUGCUAGAGGAAAAGUGGCAGCAAAAUGGACAGUAUUGAGAACUUUGUCUGGGAAGUUUCUUCAUGGAAUUACCAAGCUGUAAGGCUACUGCAAGGAGGAUGGAUAUAGCUUGUUGAAGUAGCCAUGGGCGACCUGAAGCUGACUUGAAGAGACAAGGGGUUAUCCUAAGAAACAAAAAAUGAUUUGAUCAGGACAUCCAGGUUUUCCAUCCACCCUGUGCAUUGGUGAUACCAACUUCUGAGAAGGCCGAGACUGCUGGCUGUUCAUUUGAAAGGCUGCUUGUGUCAUUUGGUGAGACCACGGCAGAAAUAAAUGGGAAAAAGCAGAAAUGCAGAAGACUGCUUCUUCAAUGAAAGCAAGACAGAUCUGUUGGAUGAAAGAUGUCUUCUUACAAAUGUCUGUGUUUUUGGCCUGGCAGAAGGGUGCAGACCAAAAGAUUUAUGCAGGAGACAGCAAUGUAGCUCCAGAAGCACUAGAGAUUAAGAAGGCAACAUGCUGAUGGCACAAUGUGAAGUGUGCCAGUGGUAAGAGUUCAUGUAAGAUUUGCCCCCAUAUGGAACAGAUGAGCGAAGAGUACAGAAGAGGUAUUAGAAAAGCAAAAUCUGGCUAUUGCCUCUUCCCUGAAUUAGAUUAAAAUGGAAUGAAAAUGAUUAUAAAUGGAAUAUACAGAGGCAGUGUGAUUAUAGAAUGAGAUGAACUUAAUUGUCCACGUAUGUAAAAUGUCUUCAUUGCAAUGUUCCAGUUAGUGAAAGACUAGAUCCAGUGGUUGUUGCUGCUGAUGCUGCGUAUUCAGACAAGGACUCUGGCAGUUAUAAUCUGUGUGUUAAUGUGUAGAAUACUAUUUGCUGGUAAGUGGAUAGUCUCACAACUUAAUGUGCUGUACAACUUCCUGCAUAUCCUAAAAAUAACUGGUCUAUUACAAAAAUAUUUUAAUAACUCCUUGAAUAUAAUAGGAUUUUUUAUGUUGGCAUUUUAUUUAUUUGAUAUAGAGGAGAAUUCUUAGAACUCUUAGAUUUACCAGAGGCUGAGGCUCACCGCCCUGCUGAGGGGUGGUAGCUUGUGCAGCCCACGGCCCCACUGAACGUGGGGCAGCUGCACAGCCUCCUGUAGAGAUCAGGGAUGAGUCUUUCUGUCAUUUUUCGUUCCGAGGACGUGUGUUGCAAGUUACUAACUGAUGUAACCGAAGCGUCAGUCUCUCUUCCCCAGCUUUGUGGCAAAAACUUGGAAAGCUGCCGCUGAACUCCUGAAGUAACUUACAAAUGGUGCGGGGCCGGUUUUGGUUCUGGACUCGCUGGGAGGAGCGAAGGCGAGGAGGGAGAAUCAAAACUCGAUGCCGACCGAGCCGUGAACGGAUCUAAGGUCGAGCCUCGCUUUCGGAGAGAGGAGAAAGAAGGAGGAAAACAGCCGGCGCUCGGCGAGGAGCGGAGGAGGCCGAGCGACGCCGUGCUGUGGGACUGCCCCCGGCGGACCGAGCAUCAGCUACCUCUUCAGGGACCGGGCAGGAGGCUCGUCCCUCGUCCCCAGCGGCGUUACCAAAGCAGGCGGGGCCGGGGCCGCGGGAGGGGGCCGCUGCCACGCUACCUCUACCGGGCGCUGCGCCCCGCGGCCGCCGCCGUAGCAGUGCCAAGUCCCGCAAUAAACGUGCUGCUAACUCUG
Anas platyrhynchos (mallard) is the source of this 5544-nucleotide messenger RNA. It is a transcript of the gene ZBTB26, whose product is annotated as zinc finger and BTB domain containing 26. The record is from RefSeq and is a predicted model, not a curated record. NCBI's taxonomy places the organism in Eukaryota, Metazoa, Chordata, Aves, Anseriformes, Anatidae. Gene Ontology annotation, biological process: regulation of transcription by RNA polymerase II. Gene Ontology annotation, molecular function: DNA-binding transcription factor activity, RNA polymerase II-specific; RNA polymerase II cis-regulatory region sequence-specific DNA binding; protein binding.